Messenger RNA from Cladocopium goreaui, 3362 nucleotides. The record is from the annotation of a GenBank genome assembly. Lineage: Eukaryota; Dinophyceae; Suessiales; Symbiodiniaceae.
GACAUGCUCCAUUCGGAACGGCGCCUGCAGAUGUGGCGCGCAAUCCGAGUUCGAUGCCAUGGGCUACAAAUAUCAGGCGGACACCAUGCCCAGUUUCUACGAAGUGGAGGAGAGCAAAGUCCAUGAGACAGGCUUCGACAACCGGGCGGAAUUCAUUUCCCCGAACAUGGUGGCGUUCAUUGAAGGUGUCGUUGACGACGUACGAUCUCAAGGCGCAGAUCCCGAAAUGGUGGUGAACUGGCUCACCGCAGCUAGGAACGGUUUGGUGGCGAUGAGGAACAAGAAGUUCGAAUACAAGAUGUAUUUUGGAGGCCCCAACGACGCGGGCACCAAAUGGAACGGCUACGAGUCCUAUUGGAACAACGGCACCACGGCUCUGGGCCCAGACGAAGCCUUGUACAACGUGGGGGGCGGACAAUGGCAUUACGAAAUGGGUUUUUCGGACCCCUACUUUGGCAGCACGCAAGCCAUGGUCAGCGCCUACUACGCGCAGCUGGGGAAGAAUCCCACCUACGAUGGAGCUGCUUGUAUGGCGGCCGGUAUCGCCGUGAGCUUCGGGCUGCAGAAGUACGGCCAAUCAUUACUGGGGAUGACCGUGGCGCAGCGCCGCGAGGAGAUUCGGAUCUCAGUGGGCACCUUGAACGACGAGACGCUCUACGGCAUGGUGCGUUUUAAUCGGUUUAAUCAGAACAAUGGUCGCUUGACGGUGAAUUGGCAAGUGCUGGAAGAUGGUGGCACCAGGCCGGUGCUUCCGCCGGAAGCUGCGGCCACGCAGUUCCGCUUCCCCAGCCCCACCUGGGAUGCGCGCUUAGGGUGCCCUGCUGGGACUUACGCCGACGGUGUGCUCCAGGUACCCACGCAGUGCACGCCCUGUCCCGAGGGGAGGGCACGUUCCGUGCCAAGCCCUGGGUUGAACUUCACCCAAUGCGACAUAUGUCCCAUGGGCUUCGGCACGCUGCCGGCGCAGACGGGCCUGCUGGAGUGUCCCGCCUGUCCGGCCGGACGGUAUCAAAACGGCGACUCCGAUCGAGGUGUGUGCAACCAAUGCCCCGUGGGCACGUCCCGCAGAGCCAACACCAGCGGCGGAUGCAGCCUCUGUGCUGCGCAAAGCUAUGCAGAUGUCACCGGCUUGGACGAGUGCAAACCAUGCCCUUCCCAAAGCUCCCAGGGCGAUCUGGGUCAAACCUUCUGCUUCUGCGACGUAGGAAACUACAAAGAUCCGUCGGAUAGCAUCCCUGUGGGCACGGUGCUACCAUGCCUCGCCUGUGAGAGCGUGAUUCCGGGCAGCACCACCUUGUACCCCAACUUGCGCUACAGCCAUGAAUGCGUCUGCCCCACAGGAACGUAUUUUCACCGCUUCAGCGCCAGCAGCGAUGCGGGGCACUGCGAGUCCUGCGGCCUUGGCCUGGUCUGUUUGGGCGGCCGGGAGGGGUCGAGCACCAACAGUAGCGCGCCGCACCAGGCCCCCUUGCAGCAAGAGGGCUAUGCAGCCGGUGCUCCGGCCUAUUCGGGUGGCAGCCCAUCGUUCAUAGUGGAGUGCAGUAGCAGCCUCACCUGCCCGGGAGGGUUGGCCCUGGGCGCCUGUCCCGGGAGCAACUCGGGCAUGGCCUGUGUGGAUUGCCUUCCAGAUCACUACCAGGAGAAUGGACUUUGCUACUCCUGUGCUGAAGCGGGCUUUGCUCUAUGGCCUUUGAUCAUUGCCUUUGUGGUGGCGCUGAUUGUCCUCCUAGGGCUCUACAAAUUCGCCACGAAGGUGGACAAACCGCACCGCGACUCUAUGAUGACGGUGACCAUUGGUGCAGGUUUGUCGCUGGCCACGUUGCAGGCCUUGUCGGCCUUCUCCAAGGUGGAAGUGCAAUGGGUGGAGCCUUUGCAGACGUUGCGCGGCGUUUUUGCAUUCCUCAUCUUCGACAUUAGCAUCUUGAGGCCUGGCUGUUUCGUGGGAAAUACCAACCCUGUUUUGCACUACCUGGGCUCCUUGAUGGUGUGGCCCAUGCUUGCUGGCGGAAUCAUGGUCGCGUUCGGUAUCGCAAAGUAUGCGUUGAAGAAGGACAUCGGUCUCAACGAGGUCAUUACGGCCCAGGGCUUGAUCGUCUCCGCAGUCUACAUCGCCUUGACGGCCUUGGCGGUGCGACCCUUUCAGUGCGUCGGGAAUCCGGAUGGCACCUCGAGUAUGGCAAGCUACCGCAACGUCGUGUGCUGGCAGGAUCCUGCACAUUCCGGAAUGGUGGCCCUCUCAGUGGUGCCCUUCUUUGGAGGCGUUUGCAGCUUCAUGGCCCUCAUCGUUUGGGCGGUGAUCCAAUACCCCUUGAAGGUGGCCAGCCCUGGGGGUGUGAAGUUCGUGAAACGGUACAAUUUCAUUUUUUCCCGGUUCAAUCCUGAAGCCUACUUCUUCGCGUUGAUUUUGAACUUCCGGAACUUUUUGAUUGGUAUUUUGCCGAUCCUCCUGGUUGCCUACAAUGAAUUGCAGUUCUUGUCUCUCACCAUGACUGUGGCCGUCUACGCGCUUUUGCAGGCUCGAUUUUGGCCCUGGCGCACCCGCCUCUCCAACAUCAUGGAUUCCUGUUUGGCCCUCUUCUUGAUGGUCGUGAUAGUUGUGGGUAGCAUGUUGUUGGACUUUGACAGCUCCCGAGGAAACACGACGAUCCAAAUGAUCCUGAUCGUGGGCAUGGUCCUGGCUUUCAUCGGCUUGCUGUUGGUCUUUUGCUGGGCGGUCUAUCGCACCUACCAUCCCUCGAGGACAUAUGGAAUUUUCCUGAGCCACCACAAGCUCGGCGCUGCAGUUCUCUCCAGGUGGUUCAAGAUGCUCUUGGCUGAGAUCACACCCACCCGUGUUUUCUUGGACUCGGAUGAUGUCAGCAAACUGGAUGCCAUCAUCAAUGUCACGGCCUGGGAUUCGGAGAACGUGGUGGUCCUGAUGACCAGCGAAACCCUGAAGCGCAUGUGGUGUGCCGCAGAGAUCGCUAGCGCGUGGGCGGCCAGAACCAACAUCGUGCUGGUGAGUUGUGAUGGCAAUGGCUUUUCACAGGAGCUCUUGGAGAUGAUUCCGAGCCUUUGGACCGAGGAGCAGCAGGCGACAUUGGCCAAUGCAGGAGUGAACAUGCAAAUGAUCCUGGACUCCUACGAGGGUUUGUUGAAGCGGAAGGCCAUUCCGUUGGACAGGCGAGGUGGCAAGACCGAAUUGCACAAGGAUGCGGUGAAGGAAGUGGUGGCUCAGUGCAAGAAUCUCUCCAAGCACAUGUUCUCCUCCAUGAAGAGCACCAUGCAGCGCCUCUCCUCGCGGCUGGGAGCCGAGAGCGCUAUCUUGAUGCUGGGUGCCUGGGUGCAGAAAGUGACGAUGUUUACCAUUGAAAAUCAGCAAG